Messenger RNA from Coccinella septempunctata (seven-spotted ladybird), 1940 nucleotides. It is a transcript of the gene mRpS30, whose product is annotated as 28S ribosomal protein S30, mitochondrial. Gene Ontology annotation, biological process: translation. The record is from RefSeq and is a predicted model, not a curated record. The transcript has 4 exons. NCBI's taxonomy places the organism in Eukaryota, Metazoa, Arthropoda, Insecta, Coleoptera, Coccinellidae. Bases 92 to 1720 code for a protein of 542 amino acids. Gene Ontology annotation, molecular function: structural constituent of ribosome. Gene Ontology annotation, cellular component: mitochondrion; mitochondrial large ribosomal subunit; ribosome.
AUAAAGUGGAUAAUAAAAAGAAUUGUGUAGUUAUGUAUUAAUAUUAGUUGAAUAUUGAAUUGUAAAAAGUGUUAUUCCACCCAUAUUCAAAAUGGCAUUCAGGUGGCAGAAAACUGCACGGUUAAUGAAACCAAAUAAAUUUUUCUCAACCGCUGCAGUAGAAUCAGAAUAUACAGCCACUCCUGAAUACCCCCCAAUCUUAGACCUUUCUAAGAAAGAAGUAAUGAAAAGAACUAGACAAGACAGGGAUGAAAAGUUGAAAGAUGUGAAAACGGUGGAAGAAAAACAAAUAAAGCUUAAUAUGCUGAAGUACUGGGGAUUUAAAACAUAUAUGAUGUUAGAGGAUCAUAUCCCUUACAAUAAUUUGACUUUAGCUCAACAUGUAACAAGAACACAUUUAAGCAUAAACCAGGAUCUUCCAAAGUAUUACGAGAAUAUUGGAGUUAAUAGUUCCAUUUCUGAGGGUUUGAAGGAAGAAUUAUUUGAAGCACUUCUUCUGGAAGUUGAUGGAUAUAGAAAAUCUUAUGACUUGAGGAAACAAGAUUUAGAAGCUAAUGAAAUUGAUAAUAUAAUUGGUUCUUGCAUUGUUAGACAGUUGAAUAGAGUAAUCACAAAUAAUUUGUGUAGAUCAUAUGUUCAUCUAAAAGAUGUUCAGAUUGAUUUAGAUCCUAGAAUUGAGUCAUCUUGGUCUUGUGGUGGCAUGGAUAAUCCAAGAUUGAGAAGCAAACCGGAAACAGAGGAUGAAACACCUGAGUCGCGUAUAAAAUAUGCUAAGAAUAGAUUGAUGACAUACAUAGGAAAUCCUUACCUCACCAUGAGAUCCAAGCAACCUCUGCCUUUCAUCAUUUCUGAAGAAGAAGGUACAAAUCCAGCUUUGGAGGUGCCAUUUUGGAAUUAUGAUCCUCGUGUAGUUCUCAUAGCCAUCGAUUAUAGAAGAGUUGCCAACAUACCAGGAUUCUGGCCUGGUGAUCAAUACCGCUUUGGUACUGUUCAGUACUUAAAAAGAGGGCACCACUUGAAUAGAUCCUUUGGGGACCCAGAGGAUGAUGCAGAAGCCCUCCAUCGUCAGGGGAUUUUAGGUUCCUUUGGUUGGCUUAGUGCACAAGCUAACCUCUUAGGCUUCAAUACAUUCAAUGACAUAACCUAUCCUAUGGUUGCCCAAACCAUAAUCACAAACGGACAGUUGUUCUCAUUUUACGCCUAUCAAAUGAAUACCAUGUUACUUCAUUCCGAAAAUAUCGUAGAAAAUCCAAAAAGAAAUGUGUGCUGGGCAACACCAGAACUUAAACUUUAUGAAAAGAUAACAGAUGGGAAAUUAGAGGGUUUCAAUGAGGAUAUUCUCGCGAAGCUAGUGAAAUUUUACGCUAACACUCCUUGUCAACGUUUGGGGGUCAAUUUAACGCCUUAUCUGAGUCCAGACGAGAAGGUCGCUGCUGAUUAUGAGGAUGAAGAUAAAAGAAAAUGGCUUGAACGGGAAUAUAAGUUCAUAACGUCCAAUAGGCCCAGGCAUCAGUUGUUUGAUGAAAUAUACUCAUGGGAAAGGAUUUACAAAGUCGAGCACAAGACUAGACCAAUGGAUAAGAGGAGUAGGCCGUUUGAAUUGAGGCAAAAUCCUGCUAAACGAAGAUACGAUGAAAGGAAGCCAGAAUAUAUACCAAGGAAACUUAGACCAGAUCUACCCAAAAAUAAAGGAAGAGAUGCAAAGGAAUAUUUUCCAUGAAACUUUUUGAAUAAAAAUGUCGAAAACUUCUAGUUAUAUUUAUUAUUUUGAAUCAUAAGUACAAGCUGCAAUAGAAGCAAUAAUUUAUCAAAAUUGGCAGAAAAUGUUGUAUUUAAAAGAGAAUAUCGAAAUUUGUGGAGCCAGAAAUGAGAUUCUAGCGACGGUGAAGAAGUUUCAAAACGAUUCCUUGAAGAAAUUUCAAUAAAAAACCUGUGUUCAA